Molecule: messenger RNA, 5309 nt
Organism: Austrofundulus limnaeus
Lineage: Eukaryota; Metazoa; Chordata; Actinopteri; Cyprinodontiformes; Rivulidae
Product: fer-1 like family member 4
Biological process (GO): plasma membrane organization
Cellular component (GO): membrane
Source: RefSeq, a predicted model, not a curated record
AGUCGGAGGAUGAGCUGGACCGAGAGGCGGYGCAGAAUCCUGAAUCUGAGAACAGAUCCGUGUCUGCUGCCAUGAGACCUCAGCCCACUGAAUACGACAAGUCAUUCCAGUGUCUUCAGCUCCAGCCUCCCUCAGUGAAACCAAAACCUUGUCUGUUUGUUUGGAGCCAGUUUGAAGAUCACUGCUUUCGUUUAUUUCAGGCUAACUGGCUGAGCAAGAUGGCCGACAGGCUGGAAAUUGGUCUCGAUGAGGUGGAACGACUCUUAAGGAGGCCGAAGAGUAAAGCAAAGGAGCGUUUGGUUGAGGUGCUGCUGGAACUGCUCGCAAGCUGCAAACAGUUCAGUGCUUUUUCAGAGAAGAGAUCUCAGUCUCGGCCCAACAGCCUGGAUAAAUGUAGGAAGGGGUUCAUUAAGAAGAACUUGGUCCUGGUCGCCAGACAGGCGGUCAGGGCCAGGAGGAGAAUGACGAGAAAAAACGCCCAACAGCGCUUGACGAACAGCAGGAAAAUUCUAAAGAAGCUCCGCCUCCUGGCUGCUGAGCCUCAGAGCACCAUCCCCGACGCCUUCCUCUGGUUGCUCUGUGGAAACAAGCGACUGGCGUACGUCAGGAUCCCUGCCCACUCCAUCCUCUUCUCAUUGGUGGAGGAUCAAAAGGGGCGGGACUGUGGCCGCAUCACCACGCUCUACAUGAAGUCUCCGGGAUAUUCAGCAACUGAGAUCUUUGCAAAGCUGGAGGUCUACCUGUGGCUCGGUCCCGUCAAGUACAGCAAAGAGGCCAUCAACAGCCUGCCAGAGGAGUUUACACCUGUGUACGAGGAGGAGGAGGAGGAAGCACAGAGGAGUCUUCUUCCUGUGGGGGAGAGGAGGACGUUUCCCGUCAGACUGUUCUGUGAGGACAGCAGGUACUUCCAGUUACGGUGUCACCUGUAUCAGGGGCGUGGCCUGAUGGCUGCAGACGAUGACGGCCUGUCGGAUCCUUUUGCGAAGGUGGUCUUCUCGACACAGUGCCAGGUCACCAGGGUGUUGUCGGACACCCUCUCCCCCUCCUGGAACGAGUGCUUGUUGUUUGACAGGGUUCUGCUGGAAGGAACAAAAGAGCAGCUUCAACAAGACCCGCCCCUCAUCAUCAUCAACGUCUACGACCACGACAACAUGGGCGCUCCGAAGCCUCUGGGUCGAGCCUUCGCUGAGCCGGAGUUUAAAACCGUGGAGCAGUUCUAUGAAAAACCCCGCCUGCGAUUUUAUGACAUCAACAGGGGAAGGGUUCCUGCCGGGGAGCUGCUGGCUGCCUUUGAGCUCAUCGAGCUCGACUACUCCAGAUUUGGAGAGCCCCGUCUCCCCAUCAGCGUGGACCCUCAGGACUUGACCUACGAUGAGGAGCAGAGAUCUUACAUCAUCCCAGAGGGAGUCCGACCGGUUCUGAAGACCUUUAGGAUCGAGGUUCUGUUCUGGGGUCUGCGGGAUCUGAGGCGGGUGCACCUGUUCGAGGUGGAGCGUCCCCUGGUGAGGGUGGAGUGUGCGGGGAAUCAGCUGGAGUCCGAGGAGAUCCAGAGCUACAAGGCCAACCCAAACUUUAAAGAAGUGGUCCGCUACAUUGACGUGGAGCUGCCGGAGCAGUCCUACCUCCACCCUCCUCUGACGGUGUUUGUGGUGGAGCACCGGGCGUUUGGUCAGCUGGCUUUGGUUGGGUCCCAUGUGGUCCAGAACCUCAUGGACUACGCACCGCAUGAGCUUGAGGGGGAGGCAGAGGAGGAAGAAGAGCCAAAACCAAAGGUAAGGCAGAAUUCAAUGAAGAUCAACCCUCUGACGUCCGUGCAGAGUAUCGGGCUCAGCGGCCUGUCAGUCACGCAGUCCAAGAUUCCCAUCAACCCCUUAAAGAUGGUGAAUGCACCACUGAAGAAGCUGAAUAAGCUUCGAGGGGAGGAGCUGGAGGAAGAGGAGCCUGAGAAGGAGGAGCUGGACUGGUGGUCCAAGUACUACGCCUCACUGGAGGAGCAGGAAAAGCAGGCUGCUGAGAAAGAGCAGAUGGACGAACAAGCAGAGACAGAUGGAGCUAAUCUGUCCAUGGCGAACAUAGAAGAGGAGGAGGAGGAAGCUGUGGUGGUUGAACUCGAGCCGCCAAAACGCAAGAAGAUCGCCACGCUGAAGCUGUAUGACGGCGACCUGGAGUCGGAGUUCAGACAGUUUCAGGACUGGCUGAAGACCUUUCCUCUCUAUAAGGGAAGAGCAAUCUCUGACGACGAUGAUGAUGAUGACCAGGACAGGCAGAUGGGGAAAUAUAAAGGUUCCUUCCUGGUUUACCCCAUCGAUCCAGAAGACAAAGAGGACCUCAUGUGUCAGAUCACAAACGGAAUCCCCAAAAACUCUCCAAUAAAAAUUUUAGUCAGAGUUUACAUCGUCAAGGCCACCAGUCUGGCUCCUACAGACCCAAACGGUAAGGCCGACCCAUAUCUKAUAAUCAAGGUGGGAGAACAAUGUCUGGACUCCAAAGAUCGAUACAUCCCCAAACAGCUCAACCCAACGUUUGGAGAGGUGUUUGAACUCACGGUGUCGUUUCCCCUGGAGACAGAGUUGGUCAUCAUGGUUAUGGACCAUGAUCUCAUCGGAUCGGAUGAUGUUAUCGGCGAGACCCGGGUUGACUUGGAGAACCGGUUCUACAGCCGACAUCUGGCUUCCUGUGGUCUUGCUCUUUACUAUGAUACUGACGGUUACAAUAAGUGGCGUGAUGCAAAGAAGCCGUCGACGAUCCUGACUGAGCUCUGCAGGAAGAACGGGAUCCCGUCUCCAGAGUUCAGAACAUCUGAAGUGAAAGUACUCAACAAGAUCUUUAAAAUACCACCAGAUGCUAUACCUGAAGGGCUGUUGAAGAAGAACCAGCGGUCUCCAGAGGAUGAGGCAGAGAUAGAGGAGCAUUCAGCCCUGAGUGUGCUGCAGCGCUGGGGCGAGAUGAGAGAGUUCCUCCCUGGAGCCGUUUCUUUGGUCCCAGAACAUGUGGAGAUCCGGUCUCUGCAGAACCAGGACAGUCCUGGACUUCCACAGGGUUACCUUCAUAUGUGGGUAGACAUGUUUCCCACUGAUGUCCCAGCCCCGCCCGCUGUUGACAUAAAGCCCCGCCUACCUGAGCAAUACGAGCUGCGAGUGAUCAUCUGGAACACGGACGACGUGUUUCUGGACGACGUCAACCCGUUCACAGGCGACCCGUCCUCCGACAUCUACGUCAAAGGCUGGAUAAAAGGGCUGGAYGGAGACAAACAGGAGACUGAUGUCCACUUCAACUCCCUGACUGGAGAAGGAAACUUUAACUGGAGAUUUAUUUUCCGCUUUGACUACCUUCCUACUGAGAAAGAGGUGGUGUAUAAAAAGAAGGAGUCUAUCUUUUCUCUGGAAGAGUCUGAGUUUCGUCAGCCGGCUGUUCUGUCCCUUCAGGUCUGGGACUAUGAUCGUAUCGGAGCCAAUGACUUCCUAGGCUCCAUAGAGCUUUCUCUCAGUAACAUGGUUCGACCUGCGAAAACAGCCAACAAGUGCACGAUUGAGAUGGCGAAGGACUUCGCCAGCCCUCGCUUCUCCAUCUUCCGCGCCAAAAAGAUGAAGGGCUGGUGGCCGCUGAUCCGCCUGAAGACAGCCGAGGACUUCGAGCGCGAGGAGAAGGAGCGACAGGAGACCAUGAAGAAGGGAAGCAAGAAAAAAAAGAAGAGCAAAGACAAGAGGAGCAAGCUGAGAGAAGAGGACAUCCAGUACACCGACAACUUGGGCAACACUUUCCUCUUAAUGGGGAAGGUGGAGGCGGAGCUUCAACUGGUGGCUUUAGAGCAAGCRGAGGCCAACCCUGUGGGACGAGCACGGAAAGAGCCGGAGCCUCUAGACAAGCCAAAUCGUCCAACCACCAGCUUCAACUGGUUCAUCAACCCAAUGAAGACCUUCAUCUUCCUCAUCUGGAAGAACUACAAGAAGUACAUCAUAGCUCUGGUCAUCCUCAUCAUCUUGACGCUCUUCCUGGUUCUCAUCAUCUACACGCUGCCGGGGCAAAUCAGCUCCCUCAUCGUCAAAGGAUGAAGAAACGUCUUUGUCCUCUCAUGCUGACUGAUCGAACACUUUCUCUGUCUGUCGUCCAUUGUAGAUAUUAAUGAAGGAUUUAUUUUUGUGCUGGAUUAGUCCAUGACUAGAGGAAAUUGUUUGUCACUGCUUACCUCAGAUUUAUAAAUUUUAAUAAUUAUUAUAAACAUACAGUUUAUUUUACUAUAACCUGAUGAAUCAUCAYCUUUUCUAAACUGAAGCAGUAGAAGUUAAUUCUAGGUGUGCUUUUGUUCAUGUUUAUAUUCAGAAAAAUAAAAAUAUCCACAUCAGCCUACAUUAAAACAAGUUCAUUUUGCUUUAAUGACCAUCAAGGAGCCAUAUUUUAGGGCUCACUUCUUUUGUUCUUCACUGAGAAGACACUUCUUUGUGUGUUUUGUUGAUUUAAAGGGCACUCAUUGUGUUUUCUCAUAAGUAUGGGCACCAUGAUUGUACUGAAAAGGCACCCAGUGAUGCACGUUUGUACAGUAAUUAUUAUACUUUUUAUUGCUUUGCUUAAUUUAUUUCUGUAUUGUUACACCAACUCCCAUCCUCCAUUUCUCCAUAGAAGGAAAACUCAUUCACUAAAUUACAUCUUCUUUAAUGGUUUUAUCUUUUUUUUUUAUCUUUUUUUACAGUAAGCUGCAGCAUACAAUAGGAAACUUCAAUAAUGGAGCUGCUUUGUAUCUUUUUUCCUGUUUUUCUAUGUGUGACCUUUAAAAGAAGCUGACAUAGGAAAAGGUGAAAAGAGUUCAGCUAAAAGCAGGAAUACAGUUAGUCUUUGUGCCACAGGAAGCUACAAACAGUUUGUUUACUGUGGAGAAGUUUACGCUGAUUGUUUCCUGCUGAUGCUCAGUCAUGUCGAUGCAAGUUUAUUGGGCUCUUUUCCUCAGACACUAAGGAAAUGAUGUCAAGGGAUGAUUAUAAAUUAUUUCCGUCAUUAGCUGCUUUUAUUUUUUUAAAGCCCCCRUUCUAUUAAUCUGUAGCUUUCUGAGUUGACUUAUUCACUUAUGAAGAGGUUUAUAAAUGAAAUAAGUGCAGAUUUUUUUAUUUUCAUUUUUUUUAUUAUCAGUGUGAUUUUUGUCUAUGGUGUCUAAAUCCUGACAGAGUAGUGGGUGUUUUUGUCGAACCUUAGAAAUAAUUUUGUAAUUUCACGCCGUAUGCUCAGAGGAUGAGUUGGGAAUGAAUCUCAGCUUCUACCACACCAAAUAUUUGCUCAGUAUCUGUAAAAGUAAGUGAAUUAAAGUCAUUUUGUGUCGA